AUGACCAAAUCUGCAUUUCAAAUCAAAUUAGACCAAAAGAAAGAAAAGCUGCAAAAAAGAAUUGAGAAAAAGCAAUUACGGGAACAAAAGAGGGUUGAGAGGGAAGCUAAAAAGCUUAAACGAGAAAAGAGGGUUGGUUUGAAUGGCACAAGGGUAAAGAAGGGCAAGAAGAACAAUCGGGGAUUUGCACAUGCACGUGAGACACCAAAGAGUGCUCUGGAACAGCCAAGCAAUGAAGUUGAGAUGGAGGUUCAUGAUCAAUCAUCGGACUCCGAUACUGAAAGUGAUUCCGAAUCAAUCGUGGCCGACGAAUGUCAAGCUAAGCCAAUUGUUGACCAACCGGAAGAUAUGAUACCACCUGUCAAAAAAGAAGAAGAGGAAGAAGAAGACCAUUUCGACCAAGUAGAAAAGGAACCUGUAACAUCCAGAGAUGAACCUAUGCUUAGUCUAGACCUCCAUCAGCAGCCGCAACAACAAGAGCCAACACCAACAUUCGAAAAGAGUGAAGAAGAGGACGACUCUGAAAUGACCACAACUAGCUGUAAAGCUACUACCACGACAAUAAAAAGAACAUCCGCAGAUGCAAGUGAACCUUCUUUCUCAAUUGAGAGUGUAUCACCGAAAGCUCAUGAACCACUUAAUUCAAAUGAAUCUCUGGUUACUAUGGAAGUAAAAGAAGUCAACUCUCCAAUGAAAACACCAUAUAAAACACCAUAUAAAUCAUCAUCUUCCUCUUUUUCAAAGUCAUCAACUAAAUCUCCAAAGAAAGUAGAAGUCCAAGAAGAGAUGAAUAAGAACAUAUGGAAGAAGGAAAUAGCAAAGUCACUCAAAACCUAUGCUCCCGGUUCCAUCGUUACUGUUGAUAGUGUUAGAUUAGAUAUCAUCGAGAGACAAAUUCAAAAAGUUUCAUAA
Molecule: messenger RNA, 912 nt
Organism: Heterostelium album PN500
Lineage: Eukaryota; Evosea; Eumycetozoa; Acytosteliales; Acytosteliaceae
Exons: 2
Coding region: 1-912 (303 amino acids)
Source: RefSeq, a predicted model, not a curated record